CAACAAUCAUGAUGAAGGGCCAUCCCCAUCGCAUCAACAUAGAACAACAACAACAACAACUGAACAACAAUAACAAAACAACCAGUGUUGGUGAAAAUGGAGAGGCUAGUGGAAGUGUGCGAACCUUCAGAGGUUCAGAUAGAGUUCGCCCUGAACUGCAAAUGCCGAACCACAAUUCAGCUCCGAUCCUUAAGCCAAACCACACCAGUAGCCUUCAAAAUCCAAACCUCAUCACCCAACAAGUUCCUGGUCAACCCACCGAGUGGACUCAUUCCCCCACUCUCCUCCGCCACCUUCCAAGUCAUCCUCAAGCCUCAGCCCCACCUCCCCCAAUCCUACCCCCGCUCCCCCUCCGACCGCUUCCUCAUCAAAACCGCCGAGUUUAACACCGACUCGUCCGUUCCGACUCACCCCGAUUCCAUCAACUCAUGGUUCGCUUCCCGCCCCAAAGACUUCUCCACCAUCGACCUCAAACUCAAGGUGGCUUUCGUGGGGCCGCUUCUCCUCCACGACGCCGUUUCGCGUGGGGAUUUGGAGGCUGUCAGGAACUUGAUCAGACGGCGGCGUCCGGCGCUCGCGGAUUUGCCCCCUGCUGAGUCUGACUCGCUACUCCGAGUUGCCACCGAGUUGGCUGAUCCGAAUGACAUGGUUUAUCUUCUGCUUGAGGCCGGGUUGAGAGUUCACGGGCCAGUGAGAUCUGAUCUUUUCCUCGCCUGUGAUGAGGAAGUGGUGGUGUUUAUGGAGGAAGGAGAAGCAAUACUAGAGGCUUCCAGGCGCGGAGACGUGCGGGAACUUGAGUUCCUGUUACGAGGAGGUGCUGCGAGUGUUAACUACCGUGACCGGUGUGGUUUGACGGCGCUUCAUUAUGCAGCUUGUAAAGGGCACAAGGAUGUGGUGUUGAUGCUUGUUGAAGCAGGGUGGGACUUAGAAUGUGAGGAUGAGGAAGGUCAUGUUCCCCUGCAUAUGGCUGUGGAGGGUGGCGAUUUCGAGACCGUUCAAAUUUUGGUUGACAAGGGUGUGAACCUUAAUGCUAGGAACAGCGGGGGUGCUACCCCUUUGUUCAUGGCUAGAGGUUGGGGACAUGAUGAUAUAUAUCAGUUGCUUAAGAGCAAGGGUGCAUUAUGAGCAGUGGCGUAUGUAUAUUGUCAUCAAAGAUAGAAAACAAUUUGGGCCUCAUUAGAUAUAAUUUAUGUGAAAAUUUUAAUUAAUUUUAGAUGUUUUUAAUAAAAUUGUUAGGCCAUUGCAUUGACUCGAUGGUAAGCGUGAAUCUUGGGUUGCUUUAUUUGAUAUAUAUGACAGAUAUAUUUGGGUAA
Messenger RNA from Lotus japonicus, 1313 nucleotides. RefSeq names its product protein VAPYRIN-like. Gene Ontology annotation, molecular function: protein binding. The transcript is spliced from 2 exons. The record is from RefSeq and is a predicted model, not a curated record. NCBI's taxonomy places the organism in Eukaryota, Viridiplantae, Streptophyta, Magnoliopsida, Fabales, Fabaceae. Gene Ontology annotation, cellular component: nucleus; cytoplasm. Bases 97 to 1125 code for a protein of 342 amino acids.